UAACUUCUCAUCAACAUACACAGAUAUUUACACGUCUUUGUAAGAAAAACCCUUCACAGUUAACAUGCCUUGCUACUUCUUUCCGUGAUCACUCCUCUCCAUGCUCUUCAAACAACGUUUCCAAUUUGCUACCUAGGUUUCUAAACUGUGCCUUCGUAUGGCUUCUGUAUCCUUUGAGUCUCAUUCCUCUUCUUCAUCCUCUUCUAGACAUGGAUCGACCUACGAUGUCUUUUUGAGUUUUAGAGGAGCAGAUACUCGCAACAAUUUUACAGAUCAUCUUUAUGCUGCCUUAGACCAAGCGGGAAUCUAUACGUUUCGGGACGGUAAUGAGCUUCCUCCAGGAAAGGAAAUCUCCCCACAACUCAGUAGGGCAAUCCGAGAAUCAAGGAUUUCUGUAGUGGUUUUCUCCAAAGGCUAUGCUUCUUCUAGAUGGUGUCUUGACGAACUUGUAAAGAUUCUUGAGUGUAGGCAUGCCAUGGGGCAGCUUCUUGUUCCUAUAUUCUAUGAUAUCGAUCCGUCAUAUGUGCGAAAACAGAAAUGGAAUGUUGGUGAAGCUCUUAAGAGAAAAGAAGAAGACUUUGAGAUUGAAAUGGAGAGGUUGAAAAGGUGGAGAGAAGCUCUUGAUGAGGCCGGAAAUAUAUCUGGAUGGAUUCUGAAGGAUAUGGCAAACGGGUAUGAAUCGAAAUUUAUUCAAAAGAUUGUUGAAGAUUUGUUGCAUAAAUUAGGUCCCAAAUGCUUAGACGUUGCCAAGUAUCCUGUAGGUAUUGAGUCUCGUGUUGAUUAUAUUAUUGACCUGCUAAGCAUCCAGUCAAAUGAUGUUCGAGUUGUGGGUGUGUAUGGGAUGCCAGGAAUAGGUAAAACAACAAUAGCGAAAGCUGUAUUCAAUCAACUAUGUCAUGGAUUUGUGGGAAGCUCUUUUAUUUUGAAUGUCAAGGAAAAAACAGUAGAGCAAUUACAAGAGCAGCUUCUUUGUGAUAUUUUGAAACCAAAUACUUGGAAGAUCGAUAAUGUUUCUAAAGGAGUCAAUUUGAUGAAAGAUCGUUUUCGUCACAAAAGAGUUCUUGUUGUUCUUGAUGAUGUUGAUCAACUUAAACAACUAGAAGCAUUGGUGAGAGAGAGAAAUUGUUUUGGUCCAGGAAGUAGACUAGUCAUUACAACGAGAGAUGAACAUUUACUAACUCAAAUUGAAGUGGAUGGGAAAUAUCAUGUUAAGGAAUUGCAUCAACAUGAAUCCCUUCAGCUUUUUAGUUUGCACGCCUUUAAGGACACCCAUCCAGAGGAAGAUUAUGUGGAGCUAUCGAAUGCUAUAGUUGACUAUGCUGGAGGGGUUCCCUUAGCUCUUGAAGUUUUAGGUUCUUAUUUGUUCAGAAGAAACAUAUCUGUAUGGAAAAGUGCUAUUAAGAAACUACGGAAAAUUCCAAACAGACAAAUUCAGAGAACACUUAGAAUAAGUUUUGACACCUUGGAUGAUGACAACGUGAAGGCCAUGUUCCUCGAUAUUGCAUGCUUUUUCAUUGGUUGGGACAAAGAAUAUGUAGUAGAAAUACUCCAUGGUCGUGGCUUCUUUCCUGAUAUCGGCAUUGAUAUUCUCAUCCAAAGGUCGCUCUUGUCAAUUAAUGAUGAAAAUGAGUUAAACAUGCAUGACCUCAUAAGAGACAUGGGCAGGGAGAUUGUUCGUGAAGUCUCAUAUGACCAUCCUGGGAAACGCAACAGAAUUUGGCUUCUUGAGGAUGCCUUAGAUGUCCUCAACAACCAAACGGGAACAGACGCGGUGGAGGGUCUCGCACUAGAUGUUCGAGCAUCAACAGUUGCAUCUCUUAGCACAAAAUCAUUUACAAAUAUGAGACAUUUGAAAUUACUUCAAAUCAAUGGAGCACAUCUUGCCGGAAGCUACAAGCUUCUACCGAAACAGUUGAUAUGGCUUUGUUGGCUUGAAUGCCCUAUGAAAUCUUUGCCAUCUGAUCUCCAGCUAAACAACCUGGUUGUUCUUGAUUUGCAGCAUAGUAACAUCCAAGAACUUUGGAAGGGGACUAAGAUUCUCAAUAAGCUUAGAAUCCUCAAUCUUAGCUAUUCCAAGCUCCUUGUCAAAACACCAAACUUCCAAGGACUCCCUAGUUUGGAGAUACUAAAACUUACAGCUUGCACGAGUUUGGCCAACGUACAUCCAUCUAUUGGACAUUUAAAAAGGCUUGUUUCGUUGAAUUUUGAGGGAUGUUGCAGGCUAAAAACUCUUCCAGAAAGCAUUUGCAACUUGAAAUCCAUUGAAACUCUAAAUAUUAGUUUCUGCUCACAACUAGAGAAAUUGCCAGAAUUCUUGGGUGAUAUGGAAUCCUUAACUGAGUUGUUAGCAAAUGGAACUGCAAUUAAGCAACUUCCCGCUUCAACUGGGCAUUUGAAGAAGCUAACAAGGUUAUCAUUGGUUGGAUACAGCUACAAACAUGAUCUACAAUCUAAAUCAUGGUUUUCUCGAUUUUCUUCAUGGCUUUCACGGCGAAGCUGUUCUACCUCCAUAGCUAUGCUACCAACUCCUUUAACUGGUUUGACCUCAUUGAAAGAACUAGAUAUAAGUUAUUGUGGUCUACCUGAAGCUUCAAGCUCCAUUGAUAUUGGGAGUUUGUCCUGUCUUGAAAAGCUGAAUUUGUCAGGGAGCAAAUUCUCCAACCUGCCUCCUAGCAUUGGGCACCUUCUUAAUCUUAAGGAUUUGUGGGUUCGUAGAUGCCCAAAUCUAUUCCUAUCAACCUCAGAACUUCCAUUAAGUUUGACGAGGUUGUAUGCUUGUAUUUGCUCGACAAUGGAAAAGGUGCCAGUUCUGGGAGAAAAGAGACUCUUAGUUACUUCAGUUGGGUGCCUAAAUUUAAUAGAGUUUCGGGAGAAGGAACUUCUGGACACUAGCUCAUCCAUUCUGAACUUUGAUGACUGCAACGAUUUAUCAAAUAAUUAUAAGGAAACUCUUGUUCAGGAAUUGUUCAAAGGUGAAAUGUGUGAGAUUAGCUUCUCUGCCAGUGAGAUACCAGAAUGGUUCAGCCUUCGGAGAGAAGGAUCUUCAUUAUCAUUUCAUUUACCUUCAGUUUUAGGUUCAGAUGGUAAUCAACUCCAAGGGCUGCUUAUUGGGGUUGUCUAUGCCACCACUUUAGAAGGGUCAUUUGCUCCGUGUAGAACUCUUUUAAGAAAUAAGAGCAACGGUAAGGUAUUGUUUGAAAGGUCCAGCAGCAUCAAAUUUGACCCAAGUUCCACUAGGAAUUCUUGGAUUCUGAGUCUACCGUUGAUUGGGGGGUAUCGAUGCGCAGUGAAAGGAGUGGAGGAAUUGGAGCUGAAUGUCGAAAUAAGCUCCAGUGGAGUUGAACAGUGUGGGGUUCAUCUGAUAACAAAAAAUAAUGCUGUUUCAAAUAUUGGUAAGUUGGAUCGUGACAUUUACAGCCUUGCUCGGACAGAUACAAUGAUAGUUCCAUCUUACCAUCAUCAAGCCGUAGCGUCUUCAUCUCCCAAUGAAUGGUUGAAAAGUUGUUUAACAAGGGAGUUGCAAAGAUGGAAAAUUUACUCCGCGAUUAAGGUUUCAUUUGGUAUGGAUUUUAUAUAUUGAUAUAAGUUGUUUAUUAAGUUUUGAGUUUUAUUGAUUUAAAUGAAAAAAAAUCACAAAAUUGAGUUGAAAUUUCAAUGUAAUAAAAAGAAAUUAAUAGUUUAAGAUUAGAAGUAGAUAAUCUUCUCGACCAGAACUUUUCAUCAUAACACAUAUACUAAUCUAGUCUCUGACAUAUUUAUUUGUACAUGGUUAUUGUCUCAAGGA
Molecule: messenger RNA, 3784 nt
Organism: Populus euphratica (Euphrates poplar)
Lineage: Eukaryota; Viridiplantae; Streptophyta; Magnoliopsida; Malpighiales; Salicaceae
Product: TMV resistance protein N-like
Exons: 5
Coding region: 158-3580 (1140 amino acids)
Biological process (GO): defense response; signal transduction
Molecular function (GO): protein binding; ADP binding
Source: RefSeq, a predicted model, not a curated record